AAUUUUGGAUAUACUUUGCUAGCAUUGUCUCUCGGAAGAAGUAGUGUUUUUGUGGCAAUAUACCAUUGGUUUGAGAAGCAUUUUGGGAAGAUGGCAAAUGGUUCCUUAUGCGUGACAAGGGCAAUGCAACAUGAAUUGGCACAAAACUGGGGAAUUAAUGCUGCAGUUCUUUAUGACCAGCCUCCUGAGUUUUUUCGCCCCACUUCCCUUGAGGAGAAGCACAAGUUGUUUUGUAGGAUACACAGCCAUCUUAGUCAGCCUUAUGGUCUUCGAGAUUGCAUCAGCCAUGGAAUGGUAGAAAUUGGGAGCCGUGAUUUGAAUAAAACUCUAUUUUCAGCUCAGGUUGACAAUGACAUUUUCUUGAAGCAUAACAGGCCAGCAGUUAUAGUUAGCAGUACAAGCUGGACUCCAGAUGAAGAUUUUGGCAUUCUUUUGGAAGCAGCAGUUAUGUAUGAUAGACGUGUUGCUGCAUUAUUAAAUGAAGAUGACUCAACUGGGGAAGAGGUUCUAUGGAAGGAAAUUUAUGAUGGGAAGCAGUUCUUGUACCCAAUGUUGUUAUUUAUCAUUACAGGUAAAGGACCUGAAAAGGAAAAAUAUGAAGAGAAAAUAAAGAAACUGAACCUCAAACGUGUAUCAUUUCGUACCAUGUGGUUAUCAGCUGAGGAUUACCCUUUACUUCUUGGAUCAGCAGACCUAGGUGUGUGCCUGCAUACCUCGUCAUCUGGCUUGGAUCUUCCAAUGAAGGUUGUUGAUAUGUUUGGCUGUGGACUGCCUGUUUGUGCUGUUUCAUACUCUUGCAUAGAGGAACUUGUAAAAGUUGAAAAAAAUGGCCUGCUUUUCUCAUCAUCUUCAGAGCUAGCUGAUGAACUCUUGAUGCUUUUCAAGGGUUUUCCAGAUGAAUGUAAUGCUUUAAAGUCCUUAAGGGAUGGUGCAUUGGAGAUGGGGUCUUCCGCCAGGUGGGCAACAGAGUGGGAAAAGAAUGCCAAGCCGUUAAUAUCCGAGGUUAUUGGGAGAUUCGCUUGAUUUCUGUUUUCAGCUGAAAUGGAUUCGGGUCUGUUUCAUAACUGAAAGUUGGUAGCAUCUGCAAUUCCAGGUUUAAUUCUUCCCAAGCUGGCACGGUUAACAUUGGGUAGGCUCUGCUUACCCUAUUUCCAUGUAUUCAAAGGGAACUACAUUAUUUGAGGAUUUUUUUUUUUUUUUUUUUGGUUUAAAUAUAGAGAAAAUUAAAUGUUGUAUGGAACUGAUUAUUGUUGAUGAAGGGAAGCUGCCAAAAAGUACUACUGAAUUAUGAAAGGGCUAGGGAAUUUUGUAUUCAAUAUUGUUCAUUUUAACAGUUCCACAACUUCACUGCUUUGGUGUUUGUAAUUGAUUGUGAAAGUGACCGGACAUCAA
Camellia sinensis is the source of this 1392-nucleotide messenger RNA. NCBI's taxonomy places the organism in Eukaryota, Viridiplantae, Streptophyta, Magnoliopsida, Ericales, Theaceae. The record is from RefSeq and is a predicted model, not a curated record.